AUGAAGGUGACUCGGCCGCUGAACCCAGAAGACUACCACAUUGCAAUAAUUGCUCCACUGGAGAUUGAGAACGUCGCAGCAACUCUGAUGCUCGAUAAUAGACACGAUGGCCGAUUUCCCAUGGCAAGAGGCUACGAGUAUCUGUACACACCAGGCGAGAUGGGCGGGCACAAUGUCAUCGUUGCCACGCUACCCGCAGGCGAGGACUGCGAUUUGGGCUCUGCCGCCGCUCUUUCGAGACAAGUCAAGACGUUUUUCCCCAACCUGUGGUUCGGUCUCCUCGUCGGAGUUGCUGCUGGCAUGCCCAACGUCGGCGGCGGUCAAGAGAGGGAUAUCCGACGCGGCGACGUGCUUGUGGCCCAACAAGACGGCGAGCUCCCAGGACUAAUCAACUUGGAGCUGGGUAAAUGGACCGAAAACGGAUUUGUGCUUCGCCGCCGAGGCUGGCUGGACAUGACUGACAAGCUCGUCAGGUCGGCAAUCCGCCAGAUCCAAGCAGGGGAUUUCUUGCAAGACCAGCCUUCGUUUCUGAAGCACUACCAAGAGAUGAUGGGCAAUCUAAACCACCCCGAGACAUUCGCCGAUCCGGGCCAGGAUUUGGACCUGCUGUACGAAACUGGGGAGUCUGUAGUGAAGAGAAGGACUCGAGAGGCCGAGAAGCGUACCCGCGUAUGGUAUGGUAUGAUUGGCUCCGCCAGCACACUUGUAGAGAAUGCUUCGAAACGGGACGAGUUGAGGGACAAGCAUAACCUUGUCGGUAUUGAGACGGCAGCAGCCGGCAUAGUACCCAUCAUUCCGGUCGGCGUCGUUCGUGGCGUUUGUGAUUACGCAGACGAAAGGACAAACGAAGCCUGGCUACCCUACGCAGCAGCCAUGGCAGCAGCCUAUGCCAAGGAGAUUAUUCUGCAGAUAGGACCCCCCGAACGACCUAGAAGAGUAUGCAGCCUGUCCUACGCAAAGAACUUGUGCUUUGUAGGACGUGAAAACACCAUUGACAAUAUUCGACACAAGCUCUUCUCCCUGGGGGUAAAACGAGUGGCGCUCUCCGGGCUCGGUGGAAUGGGCAAAACGCAGGUUGCCCUCGAGAUGGCGCAUCGGGUCAAGGAAGCAAUGGAGGAUUAUUCCGUCAUCUGGAUGCCGGCGCAGACCAUGGCUGCGUUUGAACAAGCAGCCGCGGAGCUUGUCCAGACUCUUGGUAUAAGCUCUGGCCUCGGCGAAAAUCCACCAGAAACCCUUCAAGCCCAUCUUUCCUCUGAUGCUUCCGGACCGUGGUUCCUUGUCGUAGACGGUGUCGACGACAUGUCUCUAGUUGACGCAACACCCGAUGAUCCUCGCCGCCUGCUCGACUGCCUUCCUCAGAGCCCGAGGGGCAGAAUGCUCAUCACCACACGCACGUCAGCGGUCGCAAACAGCCUUGCGGACCCGCAGAAUGUUGUCAAAUUAAUAGAAAUGUCGUUGGGCGAGGGGAAGCGCUAUCUGGAGACGUGUCUCAGCGACAACCGCGAGCUGCGAAGAGACGACGUUGAUGAAACUCUCUCUUGUCUUAUGGAGAGGCUCGAGUAUCUUCCUCUCGCCGUGGCACAAGCAGUCACUUACAUGAAUGUAAACUGCAUGUCCGUCAGCGAGUUCGUACGUCACCACGGCGAGAUGGAGCAGGACCGUGAUAAUACCGGCCCGACUCACCUUUUUGGCUCACAAUUGCGCAGUGAAACAUUCCACAGCAGGAGCCAGGGGUCUAUAUUAACUACUUGGUAUGCGUCGUUUAUGGCAAUUCGCAACACAAGUGCCCAUGCUGCCCAGUUACUGUCUUUUCUCCGGUGGACAAGUCCAAAGGGUAUACCUACCUCGGUGCUCCCUCUUGGACGAGGGCCCAAGAAGGCCGAGGCAAUCAAUUUGCUCUGCUCCUACAACUUCUUGAGUCGGCGAGAGGGUGGCAGGAUUCUGGACAUGCAUCGCUUGGUGCAUCUUGCCCUCAGGUCCUGCUCGAAACAGCUCUUCGACGAAGAACAGACGCAAGAGACCAUCUCUCAUCUCAACCGAGUAUCCCCGAUAUUCCCAAACGAGCAUGUCCAAAAGCAGGAGUUGUGGCAGUCAGAUCUUCCGCAUGUGCUUCCGCUUGGCACAGGGGAGACAACACACGAUCCGCAAGCCCGUCUGGAAUUUUUUCGUCACACCAUGUUUACGCGGGGAUUGGCGCUGGAAAACAGCUGUUGCUAG
Molecule: messenger RNA, 2217 nt
Organism: Metarhizium brunneum ARSEF 3297
Lineage: Eukaryota; Fungi; Ascomycota; Sordariomycetes; Hypocreales; Clavicipitaceae
Biological process (GO): nucleoside metabolic process
Molecular function (GO): catalytic activity; ADP binding
Source: RefSeq, a predicted model, not a curated record